AAAUUUUGAAGAUCUACAGUUAGUCGCCUGAUCUCGCAAUCUGCAUAACCAGCGCAAAAUUCAAAAACAUAAAAUCACCAUGAAAUUCGUUAUUGUUUUCGUCGCCCUCUUCGCUUUGGCCUAUGCUGCCCCAGCUGCUCCUGAAGCCGAAAUUGUUGAAUUGAGAUCCGAUGUUGAGCCUGAGAAAUACAGCUUCGCCUUGAAGACCAGCGAUGGUACAUCGAAGGACGAAGAAGGUCACUUGGUCAAUGUUGGUGCUGAAGAUGAACACAUUGUUGCCCAUGGUUCUUACUCUUUCGUCGCUGAUGAUGGUCAAACCUACACCGUCACCUAUGUUGCUGACGAAAACGGUUUCCAACCACAAGGUGCUCAUUUGCCCGUUGCCCCUGAGGCAUAAGCUAUUACAUCUUAAUUGAAUGAGAUCUGUUGUUUGUUUUAAUAUAAAUAAAAAUAAAAAAACCGUUUUGAUUGAUGAACAAUUAAA
Messenger RNA from Bactrocera latifrons, 484 nucleotides. Its product is annotated as larval cuticle protein 8-like. Lineage: Eukaryota; Metazoa; Arthropoda; Insecta; Diptera; Tephritidae. The record is from RefSeq and is a predicted model, not a curated record. Gene Ontology annotation, cellular component: chitin-based extracellular matrix. The transcript is spliced from 2 exons. Gene Ontology annotation, molecular function: structural constituent of chitin-based larval cuticle. The coding region runs from base 80 to 397 and encodes 105 amino acids.